This is a messenger RNA of Onychostoma macrolepis, 3151 nucleotides long. It is a transcript of the gene rnf5, whose product is annotated as ring finger protein 5. The record is from RefSeq and is a predicted model, not a curated record. Gene Ontology annotation, biological process: ubiquitin-dependent protein catabolic process. Lineage: Eukaryota; Metazoa; Chordata; Actinopteri; Cypriniformes; Cyprinidae. Bases 103 to 720 code for a protein of 205 amino acids. Gene Ontology annotation, cellular component: endoplasmic reticulum. Gene Ontology annotation, molecular function: ubiquitin protein ligase activity; metal ion binding; ubiquitin-like protein conjugating enzyme binding. The transcript has 6 exons.
CUCUCUCGGAGUGGGAGGGGCUGGCGACUGGCGUGGCGUCACGUCCGCGUGAGAGCGAUACGCAGGAGAGUACGCGCAGUGAGUGAGUGCGAACGCGAGAGGAUGGAGGCCGCAGAGCAGCAGCGGAGCUCGAGUGACGGCGCGGCCGCCAGAGGAGCAGGAGUUCCGGGCAGCGGAGGCGGAGCAGGGUCGGGGGGAGGCGCGGAAGGCGAGCGGGACAGAGAUCGAGCCACCUUCGAGUGCAACAUCUGCCUGGACACCGCGCGAGACGCGGUCAUCAGCCUCUGCGGACAUCUGUUCUGUUGGCCAUGUCUUCAUCAGUGGCUGGAGACGCGUCCCAGCAGACAGCAGUGUCCCGUGUGUAAAGCAGGAAUCAGUCGAGAUAAAGUCAUUCCUCUGUACGGCCGCGGCAGCACCAGCCAGGAAGACCCCAGAUUGAAAACACCGCCACGACCUCAGGGUCAAAGGACAGAACCAGAGAGCAGAGGAGCGUUUCAGGGCUUUGGUGACACAGGGUUUCACAUGUCGUUUGGAAUCGGGGCUUUUCCGUUUGGUUUUUUCACCACAGUCUUUAACACCAAUGACCCUUUUCACAGACGAGAUCCUCAUUAUGGAGGCGAUCAUCAAGCCGAUGGCAACCCCAACAACGGCAACAACUGGCAGGACUCGCUCUUCCUCUUCCUGGCCAUCAUCUUCUUCUUCUGGAUGCUGAGCGUGUGACGCCUGCGAUUGAAGCGACAGUAUCGUGUGCUUUCAGAAGAUCGGCUGUCUGUGUCUCAUAUACACACACACACACUCACACACACACAUCAGUGUUGAGAGAGACAGUAUUAAUGAUCAAACACUACAGGAGCUCAUGAAGCAGCUCGCAAAACACAGCAUAUUUCACCUCAAAAUCAACACAAACGCAAUGAGAAAUUAUUGCACAUAAAGGUUUCUUUUUUGACCCUGAAACUAUUUUCAAUGAACCUGCAUUCUAAACUUAUUUUCAGGAUGAUUAAACACAUUUAAUCUCAAAAUCUCAACUCUUAACUAAUUGUCAUAAAAAGAAUGUCACAAUGCAAUGAAUGCAUACAGUCUUAAUAGUUAUAAAAAUAGCCAUCAAGUUAAGAAAUGCUAUGAGAAAUUGCUUUAAAUGUUCAUUGUUUGAAACUGAAACUUCUUUCUGGAAUUAUUUUCAUGACAUUUAAACCUAUUUAUUCCCAAAAUUCUCAUUUCUAUAAGUUGAGAUGUUCUUAUUACUGUAAUAACAUAAUUUGUUUUUGUAUUACAGUAAUAGUAGUUGUGAGGAGAAAAUGUUUAAGUGUUUAAGUCAGGGUAAAAAUAUCACCAUGUAUUAAUAAUGUAUUUUCUUUCUUGUGAUUUUUGGGGUGAAAUAUUACCCACACACGUUUCAUGAGAUUCACCGUAUUUUAUGCUCACAAAUUUCUGUGGCAUGCCAAAGAAUUUCUGAAAUGAGAGACCGAUGAAGACAGAUGUGAUUUAUGUAGGAUUUGUUUGAUUACUCCUGAAAGUGAUCGGAGGCCGCGUCACUGCAUUUGGACGAUGUUCACUGCACAUAAUGAGGGACGAUCCUUAACUUAAAACACAAUUAAAGGAAUUAAAACACAAUUAUGUAAUAAAAGGGUGAAUCUCAUGAAUCAUUUAAAGAAAUGUCCAGGUCAUAUUUCAUCCCAAGAUCAAAAGAAAAAAAUCUUAAGCUUAUGCUUAUUUUAGGACCUUUGCAAUUUUAAAGCACAAUAUUUAUAUAUAUAUAUAUAUAUACACACACACUCACGCACAUAUACGUGUAUGUAUGCGUGUGUGUAUGUAUGUUUGUAUAUAUAUCUGAAGAUGUGAAAAUCUAAUUAGAAGGCAUAUAUGUAUACAUCUCAUUGCUAUGAUGCAAAAAUAUGAGUGUUAUUUUCAUAGCAAUGAGAAUUUUUGAUGAUGACGAUAAUAUAUAAUUGUUAUUAAAAUGUAAAAAAAUUGCAAAGGUCGUGAAAUGGGCUUACUUUUAGCAUAUGCUAUUUGAUAUUUAUUGUACUGCCUUUUAGUUGUGCUGAAAUGAAAGAAAUCAUAUUGUGAAAAUGACUAUGACAAAUGUGGCAUUUGGAAAUUUCAGAAAGAUUACAGAAAUAAGAGUUUAAGAGUUAAAAAUGUUAAUUGUCCUAAAAAUGUCACAAUGCUGAGAAAAAAAAAGCAGUUCAUUUCUUUUGUUUUUGGUUUGGAGUGAAAUAUAUGCUGAAUAUGCUUUUGUGAGAUCCACCGUUUAUUUACAAUGUUUUCUGUGAGAUUUAGUUUAAAGAAUCGUCAUAAGCUAACGGUGAUCAGACGCUGAGGCGAGUCCUGGUUUAGACGUUCAGAUCAGGACGAGCUUAAGUUAGGUCUGUUCAGGAAGUGUUUCCACAACAGUUUUAUCUGCUGUGUGUUUGUUGUGUAAAGCAGACACGCCGUACGUCACAACUUAUUAAUCGCCUGAUUCACACACAUCCAGUUAAUGAGAAAAGACAAAUUUAUUAUGCAUUCAGUAAAGGUCAUAUUGUUGUCACGUCCUGAAAGAUUAUAGAGAAGAACGGUAGGCCAAUUAAAAAAAGUGAGUUUAAUUUUCAUACACCCUUCAGAGUUCUCAGAGGAGCAAGUGUUGGUGUGUAUGUGGGUGUGUAUAUAUGUGUAUAUAUGGAUAUUGUACAUGAUGUUUUUAAGCGUCUCUCUCUGUCAUUGGCUGUGACGUUUGAUUGACAGCCGGGAGGUGAUGGUUUGUAAUCCCGUCGGUUUUAACUGUUUGUCAAUGUAACAAACAUCCUGUGAACAAGAACAUUUCUGUUGAUUUCCUCUCACUGUAAAGUGAUUGGCUGGUUUGGACCUACUGUGACCACGCCCACUUGUAUAAUGUCACAGCACUGGUCGUGUUGAUUGACAGCUGCUGGGCAUAAAGUGGGCGGGGUUUAUGCUCAGAUUUCAAUGACUUUGGGUGACUUUAGUUGAAAAUGCUUUUGUUUGUCACUUUCCUUUUUGCAUAUCGCUGGUUAAUUAUGUUUGUAACACGUCUUCUUUUGCCAUAAAAAGUCUUUUGGUAGCUAAAUUGCAUAUAAUUAUUGUGCAUAUGGGGCAGAAACUAAAGUGGGUGUGGCCUGUUCUCUGGCACUUGAGAAAUAAACAUUUAAUACAA